Molecule: messenger RNA, 2053 nt
Organism: Pongo pygmaeus (Bornean orangutan)
Lineage: Eukaryota; Metazoa; Chordata; Mammalia; Primates; Hominidae
Gene: EIPR1
Product: EARP complex and GARP complex interacting protein 1
Exons: 10
Coding region: 825-1688 (287 amino acids)
Biological process (GO): protein ubiquitination
Molecular function (GO): protein binding
Source: RefSeq, a predicted model, not a curated record
AAGCUGCUCUGGGCCAAAAAGACUGCCAGUUUGGAGUCGUUUGCUGCGGGGAGGGAAUGAAUAGGCGGGCGCUGGGAACAGGCCCGCGAGGUGGGGACGCGCCGGCCGUAGCGAGGGCCUUAGCGUGUGAGCGGCCGGGGUCGGGUCGCUUCCCCGCAGCAUGGAGGACGAUGCACCAGUGAUCUACGGGCUGGAGUUCCAGGCUGUUGUAUACAGCCUACAUUUCUCUUUCAGGAAAUCCAGCCACUUCUGAGAUUGUUGGAGGCUGAUAGCUCUCAGCUGGGCCCUGCUCCAGGAAUUGCCCUCAGCUGAACAGAGGCACUUUGCCCAAGGUCACACCCCUCCUCAGGAAAAGCCUGCAUCCAGUGACUGACCUGUGGGGGUAGGGUUUGGGUGGUAUAAAACCCUGGCCAUCUGGCCUUAACUCGGAAGGCCCGUCCAGCUCCAGAGCUCCCCAUUGGAUUGGCUGAGGCCUCCAUUGCAGGUGUGAUGCAUUUCAUCUUCUCCCUCAGCCCAGCCCUUCCUCCUUCACCCCAACAUGGAAUAGUUCCCAAGAGCACUCUCUAGCACGUGCCUUAACACCUCAAACUGCAGAAACAGAUGCCAUUCGGUUUUUGGUUGGGACGCAGUCUCUUAAAUAUGAUAAUCAGAUCCACAUCAUAGAUUUUGACGAUGAAAACAACAUUAUAAAUAAAAACGUCCUCCUCCAUCAAGUGGGUGAAAUCUGGCACAUUAGCGCUAGCCCUGCAGACACAGGUGUGCUGGCGACCUGCUACAACAGAACUUCAGACAGCAAAGUCCUGACAUGUGCAGCCGUGUGGAGGAUGCCGAAGGAAUUGGAAUCAGGCAGCCACGAGUCCCCUGAUGAUUCAUCCAGCACUGCGCAGACCCUGGAGCUGCUCUGUCACCUUGACAACACAGCCCAUGGCAACAUGGCCUGUGUCGUGUGGGAACCAAUGGGAGAUGGGAAGAAAAUCAUUUCAUUGGCCGAUAACCAUAUCCUGCUGUGGGAUUUACAGGAAAGCUCAAGCCAGGCUGUGCUGGCCAGCUCAGCGUCCCUGGAAGGGAAGGGACAGCUGAAGUUCACCUCAGGACGGUGGAGCCCACAUCAUAACUGCACCCAGGUGGCCACAGCGAACGACACCACCCUCCGUGGCUGGGACACCCGGAGCAUGAGCCAGAUCUACUGCAUAGAGAAUGCCCACGGACAGCUGGUGCGGGACCUUGACUUUAAUCCCAAUAAGCAGUACUACUUGGCCAGCUGCGGAGAUGACUGUAAGGUGAAGUUCUGGGACACCCGAAAUGUCACCGAACCCGUGAAGACCCUGGAGGAGCACUCCCACUGGGUGUGGAACGUCCGCUACAACCAUUCUCACGACCAGCUGGUCCUCACUGGCAGCAGUGACAGCAGAGUCAUCCUUUCCAACAUGGUGUCCAUCUCAUCGGAGCCCUUCGGCCACUUGGUGGACGACGAUGACAUCAGUGACCAGGAGGACCACCGUUCCGAAGAGAAGAGCAAGGAGCCCCUGCAGGACAACGUCAUCGCCACCUACGAGGAGCACGAGGACAGCGUCUACGCUGUGGACUGGUCCUCGGCCGACCCAUGGCUGUUUGCCUCCCUGAGCUAUGACGGGAGGCUCGUGAUCAAUAGGGUGCCCAGGGCCCUGAAGUACCACAUCCUGCUGUGACUCCCAGGCCUGGGUUAUCCAGGUCCCAUUGGGUGGUUUUCCUCUUGGCAGAUUCUCAAACAGUCGCAGCUCUUUGGAGGUGACUUGUUUUCCAGGUGGAUCCCUCUCUGGGAUAGCCGCUGUUCCAUUCCUGUAGCAGCAGCAUUUAUGAAUGGGGUGAAUGGGGCUGUUGUUGACAGCACAGCUAAUGUCCGAACCCAGCUCCUGUCGGCAGAGACAGAGCCCCACAUUGUUAUGUGAAUAACAACGUUUUCUGUUUUAAGGGUGUUAGGAGUUUCACUUUUUAAAAAAAAUAUCUGUUCCUGCAAUAGUAACUCUUCUUUCUCUUGAGAGUAAAAAAUGAAAUAAAAUAAAUCCACACUGCA